Molecule: messenger RNA, 441 nt
Organism: Histoplasma capsulatum G186AR
Lineage: Eukaryota; Fungi; Ascomycota; Eurotiomycetes; Onygenales; Ajellomycetaceae
Exons: 2
Coding region: 1-441 (146 amino acids)
Source: RefSeq, a predicted model, not a curated record
AUGGCAAAACGAAAGACAGGAAUCUGGAUGGAGCUGGCCCAGAGAAUUGAUGACGGAGGAGAACAGAGCAGAGCACGCUCGAGGACCAACUUCCAGCGUAGAACAGCAGCAGUGGAGCCGCUUCCAGACAGGGCUAGGGCCAAGCCAGGGCCAAGCCAGGGCCAAGGCCGGCGAUGGGCCUCCCUGAUAGGGGCACUCACGGCCGGAUCGCUGGCCAAUCAGAGAGCACAUAUCCCGGACCAGGGUCCCGGGCCUGGCUGCUGGUUGGCCACACGCCCCACACGCGCUGCCAAGCACCUCCUGGGCUGUUCUGCAGAAUUUCCGCUGUACAGCCGGUGCUUCCAUGGCUUCCAUGGCAGACAUGGCUCGCAGAGUGGUGGUGGUUGGCACGGCACAAUGGGCGGAGGGGUGGACGACCUGUUCACCCCAAAUCGUUGUUGA